Molecule: messenger RNA, 1923 nt
Organism: Penicillium antarcticum
Lineage: Eukaryota; Fungi; Ascomycota; Eurotiomycetes; Eurotiales; Aspergillaceae
Exons: 1
Coding region: 1-1923 (640 amino acids)
Molecular function (GO): catalytic activity
Source: RefSeq, a predicted model, not a curated record
AUGAGUGGCCAUAAGUUCCCCGUUGAUCUCAAGCAGUUCAAGCAGCUGAAGCUGGACCCCAAGUCCACUACGCUGACUGCUGAGCAAAAGAGCGAUCUGCUUCAUAACAUCAAUGUCUUCAGAGAUGCCCUGAUUGCCUUUACGGCAACUGGUGCCGCUCGUGGUGUGUCCGGUCACACUGGAGGCCCCUUCGAUACCGCCCCCGAGGUCUGCGUCCUGCUUGCUUUCAUGAACGCCAACCCCAGCAAGUGGGUUGAUGCUCUCUACGACGAGGCCGGCCACCGUGUCGCCACACAAUAUCUGCUGGCCGCAUUGGACGGCAAGAUUGAGCCCGAUCACCUUCUGAACUACCGUGAGGCCAACUCCCACCUCCCUGGCCACCCUGAGCUUGGCUUCACCCCUGGUGUCAAGUUCAGCUCCGGCCGUCUCGGUCACAUGUGGGGUCUGGUCAACGGUAUCGCCAUGGCCAACAAGGACAAGAACGUUAUCAUGUUGGGCUCCGAUGGCUCCCAGCAGGAAGGAAACGAUGCCGAGGCCGCCCGCCUUGCUGUUGCCCAGAACCUUAAUGUUAAGCUCUUUAUCGAUAACAACGAUGUCACAAUCGCCGGUCACCCCUCAGAGUAUCUUAAGGGCUAUGAAAUUGCCCGUACUCUUGAUGGCCACGGUAUGAAGGUUAUCCGCGCCAAGGGUGAGGACUUGGACUCCCUGUACCCCGCCAUGUGCGAGGUUAUCAACUACAACGGUCCCGCCGCCGUUGUCGUCGACCGCACUAUGGCCGCUGGCAUUGAGGGCAUUGAGGGUGAAUGCCACGCUCACGAUGUCAUCACUGUCGAUAUUGCCCGCAAGUACCUUACCAAGCGUGGGUACAGCAAGGAGCAGCUCGCUUUCUACGAUGAGAUCAAGCCCGGCACCAACCCUCACACCUACAAGGGUUGCUCCAAGGACAAAGGCGGCAACCGUACCAUUUUCGGUGAUGCAGUCAACGGCAUUCUUGACGGUCUUAGCAAGGAAGAGGCCAAGGCCCGCGUUAUGGUCAUUGACUCUGACUUGGCUGGCUCAACUGGUCUCAAGGCCAUCGGUGCCAAGCACCCCGAGUCCUUCGUCGCCUCCGGUGUCAUGGAGCGCGGCAACUUUUCCGCUGCCGCCGGUUUCGGUUUCGGUAGUGACGGCAAGCGCCAGGGUGUCUUCUCUACCUUCUCCGCUUUCCUGGAGAUGUGUAUCUCUGAGAUUACCAUGGCCCGUCUGAACGACUGCACCGUCCUCUCCCACUUCUCCCACAGCGGUGUCGACGAGAUGGCCGACAACACCUGCCACUUCGGUCUGAACCACUUCUUUGCUGACAACGGCCUCAUGGAUGCUCCCAUGACCUCCCUAUACUUCCCGGCCGACGGUGAGCAGAUGAAGGCCGUCGUCAACGAGGUCUUCUGGAACAAGGGCAUGCGUUUCAUCUUCUCCACCCGCUCCAAGGUCCCCUACAUCCUGAAGGAGGGUACCGACCAGAAGCUCUUCGGCGAGGGCUACAAGUUUGUCCCCGGCAAGGAAGAGAUCAUCCGCAAGGGUUCCGCCGGUUACAUCGUGUCCUACGGUGACAUGCUCUACCGCUCCCUCGAUGCAGUCGAGAACCUGCGCGAGCAGGGUAUGGAUGUCGGUUUGAUCAACAAGCCCACUCUCAACAUCGUCGACGAGGACACCAUCAAGGUCUACGGAUCUUCGCCCUUCGUCCUAGUUGUCGAGUCGAUUGCUCAGAAGACCGGUCUCGGCUCCCGCCUUGGUACCCAGCUCCUCGAGCGCAAGCUCACCCCCAAGUUCAAGUCCAUCGGUGCCAUCAAGGAGGGAUGCGGUGGUCUGUACGAGCAGAUCAAUGGCCAGGGUCUUGGUCCCGCCGAUAUCAUCGCCGCUGUCAAGGAGGUCUCCGGCAACUAA